CUUUGCUAGAGUGAGAAAAAAAAAAAAAAAAGUGAGAAACAAAGAAGUGUGUUUUUAUGUAAGAUAAACAACAAAAAUGGCACUAAAUAAUAGUAAUGGAUCUUGCAAUCCAUCAAUGGUAAAAAUCAUAAUUGCAUUUUUAGGAAUUUCUUUAAUAGGUUAUUUAGUGGGCCCACCUUUAUACUGGCAUCUUCUUGAAGGUUUAGCCGCCGUUCGCCGGACUUCAUCCGCCGUAUCUUGUCCACCGUGUAACUGUCAUUGUGAUUCCUCGCCUGCCCUCUCUUUUACUCCAGGACUUGGCAACAAUUCCCUUACAGAUUGUGCAAAUCAUACUUCUGAAGUGAAUGGAGACACAGAAAAAAACUUUGCAGUGCUACUUUCAGAGGAACUGAAACUCCGUGAAACUGAAGCUAAAGAAAGUCAGCGGCACGCUGACAUGGCACUACUCGAGGCCAAAAAACUGACAUCCCAAUAUCAAAAAGAGGCAGACAAAUGUAACUCGGGUAUGGAAACCUGUGAAGAAGCUCGCGAAAAAGCCGAAGCCGCUUUAGUGUCACAAAAAAAAGAAACUGCAAUGUGGGAAUCUAGGGCCCGCCAAAGAGGCUGGAAAGAAGUUGGUGUUACAACUCAUGUGCAAUCUCAGGGAGGCAUCGAGACCUUUUGAUAUGAUCAAGUUAAUUUAAACUGUCUGAAAUGUUGCACCUGCAUACAGAUGAUAUAUGCUCAAAGACAAGGUUUUUAACAUUAGUUUGAAACAAUUCAUCUAGUUCUAGUUUUUGGUAUCAUGUCACCACGGAAAAUUUGAGGGGUGCAAUUCGGGAGCUAGAGGUUAAAAAAAUUGCUUGCCAGGUUUUAGAAUGCUGGAUACAGAGGCUGAUUUGACUAGACAUGUUGAAAACAAAGAGAGCAGUUUUUCAUUCUCUUACUGUUCUGUUAUUUUUAUAAUUGUUAUUACAAAAGUUGUAAGCCUUCUAAUUGGCAUGAGUUUUUUCACUCUUUUUGCAAUCCUCACAGUUCAAGCCAUGGGAAGUAUCCAGGUGUUUACGUGUUUGUUGGCUCCUAGAUAGCGUGAUUGCUUUUGUAAUUGUAUUGUAAUUAUCUCUUGUACUUUUGGUUUCUAGUGCCUUGCUAGAUCCUUUUAUAUUUAUAUACUUUUAUAUUUAUAUA
Molecule: messenger RNA, 1167 nt
Organism: Erigeron canadensis
Lineage: Eukaryota; Viridiplantae; Streptophyta; Magnoliopsida; Asterales; Asteraceae
Exons: 3
Coding region: 77-664 (195 amino acids)
Source: RefSeq, a predicted model, not a curated record